AUGCGCGUGAAGAGGUUGGGCAUUCGUCUGGUCGGUCGUCCCUCAAAUGACGGCGAAGGGUUUUUCCUCGGGGAAGAACUAACAACCAGGGAUAAUAAAUCUCAGGAGGAUGAUUCUGGCUCCGACAGUUGGGAAACACAGUCUGGUUCUAGCUCUACUGGCAGUGAUUUUCUCGAUAGCGAUUCUACCGACAGCGAUUCUGAUGAGUCAAGUCUUACAGGUCGUCGUCGAUCACUUCCAAAAGCUCAAUGUAACCAGGAAUUGAUGGAGCUUACACUGUUACCGUGGCGAAAGAAAGUCAAUCGCCGUUUGCAUGACAUAUCUGAGGUCAUCCCAGAGUGUCAUUCGUUGUACGAGCUUUCGUUCGAAGCUUUAACCGACGUCGAUGGAGAGAGAGACUGGCAGUGGGACUAUCUCUUUGCUCGGACAGUCCAGAACUUCAUAGCUUGUAUCCCAGCAACAGUAACGACUCUUACGCUUGAUCUCAUCGGCUCGUCCUGUGUGUCCACAGGGGAGGAAUGCUCAGAGCAUUUGUGUCUAGCAAUCGCUAAACGUCUGAGCUCUUUCGAGAAUGUUCGUCUGCGAAUGCGCCGCAUAUGUCCUCUCAUCUUCGGUGGAGAGGCUGCACAACAUGUAUACAAACAUGGUCCCACUGAAGAAGCCGCUAUCUCAGCACUUACUGCUGUAAUGGCCAAGGAAGCAUUAAGUACUUCACCCUCGAGAUUGAAACGCAUGGUCAUCAAAUUGUAUCUACCGUAUUUUCCUCCCUACGAAAAUGGUGAACAAUCGGACCCAUGUGACCACUUCGAGCGCAGGUCCCCCCUCGGGUUUGGCAUGAAUGCUGGAGGUAAAGCUUACGCGAAGACCUUUCCGAAUAUGUUGAGCCUUAUCAUUUCGCAUAAUCAAUCUGAACAUUCUAUCUAUGGGUUUGAUUGUGUUCGCCGGGCAGAAUUCAUGGUCGAUGCUGGCUUACUGGCUCAAAAAGACGAUGGAGGGGUAUGGGAUGACUGGAAAAAUAACGAAGACAACAUUCGCUACUUCCCUGAUCCGUUGUAG
Molecule: messenger RNA, 1056 nt
Organism: Bacidia gigantensis
Lineage: Eukaryota; Fungi; Ascomycota; Lecanoromycetes; Lecanorales; Ramalinaceae
Exons: 1
Coding region: 1-1056 (351 amino acids)
Source: RefSeq, a predicted model, not a curated record